CUUUCUUUCUUCUCUUCCUCCUCAGACCCGCGCCUGCUCUUCUUUCUUCUCCCCUGCACCCGAAAGUCCCCCAAGCUGCUGGCAACAAUUUUUGAGAAAAAACCGGUAAGAAGCUUGGAUUUUCCCCUUGUUUUCUUGUUCAAAAACUAGAUUUGAGCUUAGAAACCUCCUCCCCCUGCUGGAAAAUCAGGAUCUGCUCUGCUCCUCCUCUUCACUGCCGGCUGCUCCUGCUUUGUGGGCUGUGAUUUGCUCUGGUUUUUGGUAAGAAAUAGCCAUGAAUCUCCCUCCUCUAGCUUUGAAUUGCCUUGGGUUUACCUUAAUUGCUCUUAUUCCCUUCAAUUUUUGGGUCGUUUCCGUGAGCUUCCCCCUGCACUGCCGCCGGCUUCUUCUCCCUGCAGCUCCGGUUCCUUGCUUGCAAAUUCUGGUAUGUGGAAGCCACUUUAAGCCUAAAAUUGUCCAUUAGCUGCUGAGGUUGUCCAUGAAUUAUUGCUGCCUUGUGAUGUCCGAAUUUGGCUGAAAAUUGGGGAUGAAUUUGGCUGAAAAUUGGGGAUGAAUUUGGGUAAGAAAUCCCGUGAAUUAGCCAUGGUUUUGGCCAAUCUUUGGAAGUUGCAGUACUGUUCACGGCGUGAGCACUGUUCACAUAUUACUGUUCACACACCGAGGGUCAACAAUUAACGGGGAUUUAAAUGAUUAGUUUUUGAUAUAAGAACGAAUGGGAGAUAGCUGAUAAUGUGGAGAUUUAUAAAAAUAACAUCGUGAUUAAGGGUAGUCUUAAUGAUGAUUUCAGUGUGAAUUUGUGAUAGUACGAUAUUAAUUCUUGGAUAUUUUGAUUAGGUUCUUGAUCGUUCUAUUAGUUUAGCACUGAGAUCGAGUCUUCGGUUUUAUGCGAGUGAGGUAAGUAGAUUAUGACGCCCUUCGAUUUUAAAAGCAUGUUUUGACUUGUUUUUAAAGUGGUGGCGGGACUAAACCCGUUUUAUACAAAAAUGAGCAUGAUUGAUUUGAAAUAAGAUUAUUAUUCUUUUUAUUGAUUUGAACAUGCCUGCUUGAAGUUUAUUUGACUGCCCUGAUGAUUUGAAAGUGAUUGUGAAUUGUGAUUUUUCUGUUAAUUUUUGCCUGUUUUGUCUUCGAUAUGGUCAUGUUAUUCGUGUGCCCGCUAGUGGGAGGUUUAUAAAUGCUAGCACAUGUCGACAUGUUAUUGAUAAACGGGUUCGUUCAACCCUGCUAGUGGUGGUUAUACACCAACAAAUAGUGUGCCUGCCAGUGGGAGGUUUAUAACACUAGCCGUGACCUAUAGAGGAGACGUCUAUUUCGUUCCCAUACUGUAUCCAUUUUUCGUAAUUGUACUUAUUGGCAUGCUAUGAGUUUAAUUAAGGGCUAUCCAUAUUUACUUACUGAGUUUAUUUCAUAGUUUUUCCUUGUCCACCACUUCAGGAAGCGAAACCGCAGAAGGGGAAACCACGGGAAGUGACGAGUUAGAAGGCUAGCCAUAUUGUAAAUUUGACAUAGAUUUAGAUAUAAAUCAUGAUCUUGUAAGUUAGAUUGUAUCUGGAAAUUUUAUGAUAUCAGAGAAAAUAUUAAAGAUUUUAUUUUCAG
Rubroshorea leprosula is the source of this 1593-nucleotide messenger RNA. The record is from the annotation of a GenBank genome assembly. NCBI's taxonomy places the organism in Eukaryota, Viridiplantae, Streptophyta, Magnoliopsida, Malvales, Dipterocarpaceae.